AUGCUUCGAGAAACAAGUAGUGAUGAUUCAGAUAUGUCUUUUUCCUUGAAACGUAAAUAUACGAAUGUAUCAAAAAAUAUCAAGAAAAUUAGAAAUGCUGACGUUGGAUUCGAUUCUGAAAGACAGCUUUGUUCGGAAAUUGCUUCUGUUGGGAGAACUAUUUCAGAGAAUUUAUCAUAUUCAAGACAUGAGAAUUUUUCUGAUACUGUGGAUACUAUUGAAUCGAAAAAUCAUUUAUUAGCUACAAAGACAACGUCUGAAAUAUAUCAGAAGCUUUCACAAUUAGAGCAUAUUUUAAAACGACCAGAUACUUAUAUAGGGAGUAUUGAAUUUACGUCUCAACACAUUUGGGUUUAUGAUGAUAAUACAAAUGCUAUGAAAUAUAGGGCUUGUUUUUUUAAUAGGCAAGUAUCAAUUGUUCCUGGUUUAUAUAAAAUAUUUGAUGAGAUUCUUGUUAAUGCUGCUGAUAAUAAAAUACGGGAUCCAAAUAUGGAUACGAUUAAGGUUGAAUUUAGUCGAGAGAAAAAUGUUAUAUCUAUUUAUAAUAAUGGUCGUGGAAUACCAAUAGAAAUUCACAAUAAAGAAAAAGUAUGGAUUCCUGAGCUUAUUUUUGGUCAUCUUUUAACAUCAAGUAAUUAUGAUGAUGAGGAAAAGAAAGUAACUGGUGGUCGUAAUGGGUAUGGUGCUAAGCUUUGUAAUAUAUUUUCAACAGAAUUUAUUGUUGAGACUGCUGAUAGAGCAACUAAAAAAACAUAUAAACAAGUUUUUUUGAAUAAUAUGACUAAAAAAAAGGAUCCCGUUAUUAAAGAAAAUAAAAAGGAUGAAGAAUAUACUCGAAUUACCUUUAAACCGGAUCUUGAAAGAUUUGGUAUGAAAGAGAUAGAUUCUGAUCUUGAAUCUGUUUUUAAAAGACGCGUUUAUGAUUUAGCAGGUAGUGUUAAAAAUGUAAAAGUGUUUCUUAAUGGGGAGAGGAUUAAGGUUAAAUCGUUUAAACAGUACAUAGAAAUGUAUCUCAAUUCUGAUGAUUCUGAAAAUAAUUUGAAACCUACAAUAAUUCAUGAAGUUGUAAAUGAUAGAUGGGAGGUUGCUUUUACCGUUAGCGAUGGUCAAUUUAAUCAGGUUAGUUUCGUUAAUAGUAUAGCAACUACUCGCGGAGGAACUCAUGUUAAUUAUGUUUCUGACCAAAUUGUUUUAAAACUUAUUGAAGCUGUAAAGAAAAAAAAUAAGAAUAUUCCUAUUAAACCAUUUCAAGUCAAAAAUCAUAUUUGGGUUUUUAUUAAUUCUCUUAUUGAGAAUCCUUCUUUCGAUUCUCAAACGAAAGAAACAUUAACAUUAAAGCAAACUGCAUUUGGUUCAAAGUGUAUUCUUAGUGAUGAUUUUAUUAAGAAGGUUUUGAAAACGCCUAUUAUGGAGAAGAUUUUGGAUACUGCUCAGAAAAAAGCUGAUCAAUUGAUGAAGAAAACUGAUGGGUCGAAGAAAAUGCGAAUCACUGGUUUACCUAAGCUUGAAGAUGCUAAUAAAGCUGGAACUAAGGAAGGUCAUAAAUGUACACUUAUUUUAACUGAAGGUGAUUCUGCAAAAUCUUUAGCUAUGUCUGGUAUUGGUGUGGUUGGUCGCGAUUAUUUUGGAGUUUAUCCGCUUAGAGGAAAAUUGUUAAAUGUUCGUGAAGCAUCACAUGAACAAAUUAGCAAAAAUGCUGAAAUUAAUGCUAUAAAGCAAAUUAUGGGCCUUCAACAUAAAAAGGUAUAUACUUCUACUUCUGAAUUACGCUAUGGGCAUUUGAUGAUUAUGACUGAUCAAGAUCAUGAUGGGAGUCAUAUUAAGGGUUUGAUUAUUAAUUAUUUGGAAAGUUCGUUUCCAUCUUUAUUGGAGAUACCGGGAUUUUUAAUUGAGUUUAUUACUCCAAUUGUAAAAGCAACAAAAGGAACUCAGGAAAAGACGUUUUUUACUAUCCCUGAGUAUGAGUAUUGGAAGGAGUCUGUUGAUAAUGCUAAAGGGUGGAAAAUAAAAUAUUAUAAAGGAUUAGGUACUAGUUAUGGUAAUGAUGUUAAAAAAUAUUUUUCUGAUUUAGAUACACAUUUAAAAGAGUUUCAUUCCAUUAGAGAAGGUGAUAAAGAAUUGAUUGAUAUGGCUUUUUCGAAAAAAAAGGCAGAUGAACGAAAAGAAUGGUUGAGACUUUUUAAACCAGGGACUUAUAUGGAUCAUACUUUAGAUAAAAUACCGAUAUCUGAUUUCAUUAACAAGGAGCUCAUUUUAUUUAGUAUGGCAGAUAAUAUUAGAUCGAUUCCUUCUGUAGUGGAUGGUUUAAAACCUGGACAGAGAAAAGUUAUAUUUGGGUGUUUUAAAAGAAAAUUAAAAAGUGAAAUUAAAGUUGCACAAUUAUCAGGAUAUAUUUCUGAGCAUACUGCAUAUCAUCAUGGAGAGCAAAGUCUUACACAAACGAUAAUAGGAUUAGCACAAACAUUUGUUGGAAGUAAUAAUAUUAAUCUCAUGAAACCCAAUGGGCAAUUUGGUACUCGUUUGCAAGGUGGGAAAGAUGCUGCAUCUCCACGUUAUAUUUUUACUGAGUUGUCUCCUUUGACACGGAAAAUAUUUGUAGAAUCAGAUGAUGCAUUGUUAAAUUACCUUAAUGAAGAUGGUCAAUCUAUAGAACCUCUUUGGUAUGUUCCUAUAAUACCUUUAAUUCUUGUGAAUGGAUGUGAAGGAAUUGGAACGGGAUGGAGUUCUUAUAUACCUAAUUUUAAUCCUAUUGAUUUAGUUAAUAAUAUUCGUAGAAUGAUGAAUGGUGAGAAAUUAGAGCCAAUGCAUCCAUGGUACCGUGGUUUUAAUGGAAGUAUUGAAAAACAAGGUGAUAAGUACAAGAUUUCUGGGUGUAUACGUCAGAUAGACGAUACGACUGUUGAAAUUACAGAGCUUCCUAUAAGAUUUUGGACUCAGGAUAUGAAAGAGUUUUUAGAAUUAUCUGUUGUAGGAUCAGAUAAAGUACAACCUUUUAUAAAAGAUUAUUCAGAAUAUCACACUGAUACUGUGGUUCAUUUCAUUAUAAAAUUAACCGAGAAGGGAAUGGCUGAGUCUUUAGCUCAAGGCCUUGAGGAAAAAUUUAAACUAAUAAAAAUUCAAAAUAUGACAAAUAUGGUUGCUUUUGAUUCUUCAGGGCGUAUAAAAAAAUACAACUCAGUAGAAGAAAUUCUUUUGGAAUUUUACAACAUUCGUUUGCAGUUUUAUCAAAAAAGAAAGGAUUAUCUUGUAAAUGAAUUGGAAAGUCAAUAUAAUAAAUUAUCUAAUCAAGUAAGAUUUGUUAAAAUGGUUAUAAAUAAGGAGCAGGAUUUUUUAAACAGAAAACGCAAAGAUCUUCUUGAUGAUUUAAAAUUAAAGGGUUUUAUCCCUUUUCCAAAAAAUAAGCAUAUAUCUGUUGAUAACGCUACUGAAACUUCUAAUAAUUUAGCAGAGAAUGAUGAUGAUGAUGCUACUGGUUAUGAUUAUUUGUUAAGCAUGCCUUUAUGGUCAUUAACUGCAGAAAAGGUAGAGAAAUUGCUUAAGGAUAAGCUAGAUAAAGAGAAUGAAUUAGAGUCGCUUUUGAAACUUACUGUUAAAGAUUUAUGGAAUAAAGAUUUAGAUAAUUUUGUUGAAGAAUGGGAAAUGUUUCUGAAGCAUGAUGAAAAUCUUACUUCAAAGGUUAAAAAUUUGAAAAAGGAUAAAAGGAACUCUCAAAAGCUAGGCAUAGUAACUCAAAAAUCAGUAGUUAAAAAACGAGCAGUAAAUUCUCAGAAUAAACCAUCUGAUGUUGAUUAUAAACCGUUUUCAAAAAAAACUUUACUUUCGGCUAAACAAACAACACUGCCUUUUAGUGUUAAGAAUGUAAAAGAUACUGAUGUUGACUUUUUGAAAAAUCAAGAAUCGUCUAAUAAAGUCAUAAAUGAAUCAGUAGUUGCCGUAGAGAAUGAUCAAGUAUUUGCAAAAACGGAUGCUACUGCUGAGAGAAAAUAUGGGGCAAAUGCUAUUAUUGUGCCAUCAUUAAAAGGAGAUUUGUCGGAUGAUAGUGAUACUGAUUAUAUGGAUGAUUUAGUCAAGAAAUAUACUAUAAAUCCAUCGGGCGGAAAAAGUAUGACUUCAUAUAUAAAGUCUGUAUCUCCUAGUCCUAAAAAAACAAAAAUAGCGUUAUCUACAAAGUCUCGAUCUCCGCCUAAAAUGUCGACUCUUUUGGAUUCGAGUCCUGAUUAUGUUGUACCUAUAACAAAGUCUUCUACGAAAACAAUACAUAAGAAAAAGAAAACUUUAGCUAGAAAAAUUAAUAUAAAUGAUUCAGAAAUUGAUAUUCCUGUUCGAAGUGAUAUUUCUCAGCGACCAAGACGUCAAGUUGCUGUUCAAGCUCGUCAACGUGUUGUGGCUAUUAUUAAUUCUGAUGAUAAUGAUACAACAUUAGAUAGAUCAUCUUUAUCAAGCGAAUUCGAUGGUUCAUCUUCAUAA
This is a messenger RNA of Pneumocystis jirovecii RU7, 4467 nucleotides long. Its product is annotated as DNA topoisomerase 2. The coding region runs from base 1 to 4467 and encodes 1488 amino acids. Gene Ontology annotation, molecular function: DNA topoisomerase type II (double strand cut, ATP-hydrolyzing) activity; ATP binding; DNA binding. The record is from RefSeq and is a predicted model, not a curated record. The transcript is spliced from 7 exons. Lineage: Eukaryota; Fungi; Ascomycota; Pneumocystomycetes; Pneumocystales; Pneumocystaceae. Gene Ontology annotation, biological process: DNA topological change; sister chromatid segregation; resolution of meiotic recombination intermediates. Gene Ontology annotation, cellular component: nucleus.